This is a messenger RNA of Owenia fusiformis, 1562 nucleotides long. Lineage: Eukaryota; Metazoa; Annelida; Polychaeta; Sabellida; Oweniidae. The record is from the annotation of a GenBank genome assembly.
CUUGAAGGAAAAGUUUGUACAUAUGGGCCAUGCUAUGUCAAAAAUAAAUACCACUGUGUUUACUUCUGAGCAGUCAUUGAAUUGGAUAUAAAUAUUUAAAGUCAGUGGAAACUUUUUAAAGUGUGAUAGCAACACCAGGUUGUAAACAAAGUAUACUUGAUAAAAUUUAAUGCAAGUGGAUAGCUAGCUACGUAAUACAAUAAAUUUGGAUCAUAUUUAUACUUAAAGAACUCCCCGGAGUGGGGUUGUUAUUUUAUAAAAUGGAGAUUCCUCAAGUUGCAGUGUAUCGGACAUUCUGUUGUAUAUGGAUCUUAUAUGUGACCUGUGUCAAAUCCGAAAGUCUCGAUGAAACUUUGACGAAACGCUUCCUCGAUGGGUAUCGUCACACGUCUGUCCGACCAAGUGAAUCCGUUAACGUUUCAUUUGGAAUGGCUGUGAACUCUAUCGAUGAAUUGAAUGAAAGGAACGAAGUCAUUGAAAUCAACGCAUAUUUACGAAUGAAGUGGACAGAUAAUUAUUUUUCAUGGAAUACAUCAUACUAUGUAAAUGUCAUUGACAUUGCGGUAACGCCGGAAAGUAUAUGGACCCCGGACAUUCAGUUGUACGAAACAGUUGGUGUGGACGCCUACUAUACUCACAAGACCCUAGUGAAAGUAGAUUCUAAAGGCUCCGUGCUUUGGGUCCCACAUAUGACACUAAAGACGAAAUGUGCAAUGAACUUUAGGCGGUUCCCCUAUGAUACACAGACCUGUCAGUUGAAGUUCGGAUCGUGGAUUUACACGAUGAAACAACUGGACUUACAGCCCUCGGACGAAUUGAAAGAUCUCAACAGUUUUAAACAACCUCGGGGUUGGGUCCUCACAAAGUUCAACCACAAGCGCAUUAUACAGAAAUACGGAUGCUGUGAAGAUGCUUACGUCGAUAUUGUGUACGAAUUACAAGUCUCUAGGCGAUCUUCGUUCUUUACUUGUGCCCUGGUUGUACCCAUUGUUUUUGCAGCUAUGAUAUUGCCAUUUUUGUUCCUCAUUCCGCCACACUUUGUGUCAAGGCUUAUCGUGGCAAUUGGCCUGAUAACAUUCGAAGGAAUUGGCAUUAUCGCAGUCCAGAAUAAGUUGUCCUUUGAGCAUAAUGAGAUUCCAUUGAUUGUGACGUUUAUGAGCAUCACCAUAGUGCUAAGUGUCUUCAACAUUGUCCUGUCUAUCUUCGCUCUGUCUGUUUGGACUUAUGGAUUAUUUGGGAAACAGCCACCGAAUACUGGGCGAUUAUCCUGGUGCAUUCCAUCUAUUGUACCAUACGCGUCUUACACAUUCGAAGAAGACCACACUGUAUCCAUGCAAAAUCUGCCGAACGCAAUUCAUACUGAAGGCUCUCAAUCGGAAUCACCUGGCACGACUGGGACAGCUGCUCAGAAGGAUGCCUCUGCAAUGGACAGCAUGAUAUCUGGCUGGCGCCGAGUUGUUUUGGUCGUCGAUAGGAUCAUGUUCUUGCUGUACUCUAUCAUAUUUGUUGUUUUGAGUGUGGCGUUAUGUGCGGACGUCUAACCUGAGUAAAAAAGACUCGUU